CCUCCGCCGCCGUUACCCGUUAAUCGUUAUGUUCGCGAUCGUCCGUCGACGGAUUUAUCGCCGUGAAUGAACGAACGGAGCGCAGUGUCCGCGACAAUCCGCGCGCGCCGUGUAAACAUGACCUAGCCGAUCGUCCGUGGCUGUGUACUCGCGCACCGUCGUUCGCCCGAUAAAACCGCGUUCGGGUUCCGGGGUACCGUUGCGGGGCGGCAUUCGGUUGUUAUAGACACGAGCCGGCCUCGGUGAGGCCGUGAGGUGUACCGUUGUGCCGUCGUCGUUUCCGUUGUUGUUGUUGUUGUUGUUGUUGUUUUUGUCGUGUCUUGUUGUGCAUGUUGUCAUUGUUGUUGUUGACGGGGUCGCAGCCAUGGCCGACGAGAUUUUGGUCACGCUCUCCAGGCCCUCGGAAAUGCCUUCGGGCCUGGGAUUCUCGUUGCUCAGCAUCGCUGAUUGUCCGCCAGUCAUCUACGACAUAAUCGAGAACACGCCGGCCGCCGAAUGUGCACAGGUACCACCCAACCAAACGUUACACGAUUUAUCAAAUUUAUAGGCCCAGCGCGAUUUCUAAAAUAUGUGCCAUCGAUUUACUUAUUUUCCAUUUGUUAGCACCCAACUUGCAAGUAAAGUGACCUACGGUCCAAAAAAAAAAAAUUGCACGACACGGUGACAUUUAAAGUGAUCCAAACCGCUAAUAUCGGACCCACACUGUAGUGUUGGAUAACUCACUCGAUAAACGCCUCUAUGACGCCUACCUUGAUUCCUAUGUACACAGCAUAUUCUCUGGGGAAUUGUUAGAUUUUUUAACGUAUUUCCCAGGUAGAUGUCUGUUUCGAUUUUGUUUUCCCUUUGAUGAGUUUAAAUUUCACUUCUCGACUAGGUGCCCACAGGUAUUUGAUGCAAUCGUCCGAAUACACACGUUUUCCCGUACGCUAACGUAUUUAAUGCACACAGAAAAAGUAUGUAUGGUAUUUACGGGGGUAUCUAUGAUAAUUCUUUCAAUCGAUUAAUAAUAUCACAGUUUUAACGUUUGUAUAUUACGGUGGGCAAUGUACCUACCUGGAAAUAGAUAUUAUGUGCACUUUACCCAUUUAGAUGUGUACCCAUUUUUAUUGCCCUGUAGAAUUGGUCCCUACCUACACAUAUUUCUAAAUCCGGAAAGUGAUUUGGCCCUGACUUUUUAUUGAUUAUAACGUACAAUGUCCUACACGGGGAGCUACAUUCGCGUUACUUUUGUGUAACGUGUAGGUAUUUAAAAAAACUAUUAAUUAUAAUCUAACUCAGUUUUAUGUUAAUAUUUCAGCAUCUUUUUUAAAAAUGCUCUUGUAAUUAAAAUAAUGAAUAUGCGUGAAUAUGUAACGUAUUGAAAUAAUUUAAAUGACAAUGUCAAAUAUUGUGCCUGACUACAUGUAGAUACAUGUAGCUGCCUACAUAUUUUCUUAGCAUAUCGAGUUAUUUAUUAUUUUUAUCUUUAUAAUAUUAUAAAAUGAUUCUGUUUUUUGUGUAAAUUCACAGCUUUCAUGGGUGCUAUGUAUUGUUUUUAUAUUUUUAUGCACUGUCAAACUAGCUAAUUAGAAAACUAAUAUUUUUUUUUUAACAGCAAAUUUGCGUGUUGGGGUUGAUAUAGGUACAUAGAUAGUUUUCAAAAGAAACUAUUUUUAUAAUAGGUAAGUACCUAAAUAUUUUUAAAAAAGUGGUGUACCAAAAGUAUCACCUUGAUUAUCACAUACACACGACACACACAGUUCAAUAAGUUCAUUAAAAUUUAUAAACUUAAUGUCAAAUGAAUUUCAGAAUUUUGAAAUAACUUAGAAAUAACAAUAUUUACUCGUUUGUCUACACCAUGGUCACUAAUUUAAGGCUCUUCCUCACCAAUGUAAACGUUGAUUUUUAAACAGAGUUAAUAAGAUAAUCGACCAAUUGUGGUGGGUUAUCAACCAUAAACUCAGUUUAAGAAUCAGAUUAAUACCUUUUUUUUAUAUUGGUGAGAACAGGCUUUAAUGUAGUAGGAUUAAGACAAAAAAUAAUAUUUACCAUGUAACCGUUAUAUAUAAGUAGAUACCUAUCAGAUUACUUACUUAGUAAGUACUUUCUGUAAUCAAAUCAGGAAGUUAAUCCAAUUUCUUCAUACGAAUUGACAAAUCUAAUCUGAUUAAUUAGGCCUGUAAAAAUGUAGGAACCAACUAAUUAUUAUCAUUGUUUUAAAAUAUUAAACAAAUUAUAUAUUAUGUAUACCUAACAAGGUACCUAACUAUCUGAGGUUGAUAUCAUUAUCCAAUGUUGAAAUGAUCAGUGUUGGACAAAUGUGAUAAAUACAUCUAACAUUUAUAUCCUAGGUAUCUAUUAUGCUCAGUUCACAUGGUCAAAUAUUUUUGAUAUGUGAACCAGACUUUAUAUUGUUAGCUUUUAGAUAAAUUCUAUAGGUUAAAUAAAUUAAAUGAUUUUUGUAAAAAUUGAAUGUAUAUUUUAAAACACUAUUUUUUUUUAUUUAGAUUGAAGUUGGAGAUAUUAUCAUAAAAAUAAAUAAUGAAGAUGUAAGAACAUGUACAACAAAAGAAGGUAAAUGCAUCUUUUUUUAUCAUUUAUGGUUUAAUACUAAUAAUAGUUAAUACCUAUUAAUUUUCAAUUAAUUUGUUUUAGUACUAAAAUGCUUGAGGUUGGCAAAAAAUCCUAUUACUCUUAAAUUAGUGAGAGGUUAGUAUAUAAAAUAGUAUUAAUAUGUGUCUUUUAAUAACUUAUGUAUUUACUUAUCUAUUUAAAUCUAAUUCAAAUGCACAUGACUUUUCAGAUCCUGCUAUAAAAAAUAAAGUGCACGAAAAACUAUCUGAGGAUGAAAAUUCGCCUCAAGUACUAUUUCAUGAUAUUGAUUCCCCUCCACCUCCACCAAAACAUCAUCCACCACCAUUAGAAAUGGUUACCAGAACAAAUACAAACAAAGUAGACGCUCCAAAAUAUGAAGCAUUUAUGAUGACCGGGGAAAGAGUUAUCAAAAUGUCUAAAAAUACUCAAGUAAGAAUUUUUAAAUAAUAUAAUAUGUUUAAAUACCUAUAUUCGUAUUUUCAGGCAUCACUAUUGCCCAAAAGAGAUCGAAAAGUUGAUUGUUUGGUAAAAAAUGGAGGCCCUAAUAAAUUUCAAAAAGUCAAUUCAAAUUCUGUUCCUAGUAGUCCUGUUGAGAAUGAUAGGCCUAAUAUUGCAAAACCAAAAUCUGGAAAUACAUCACCAGUCUCACCUCCUCCUACGAGUAUUUCAAAUUUUAAACGUGAAUCUCGUUCAGAAGACCCUUUACGGUCAAAUUCUGAAUACCCAAUGUCCUCCACUACCAGUAUUGAUACCGAAGACGAAGAUAUCACAUCAUCCUGUAACACCUUAUUAAAUACUAACGUAAAACCAUUAGAAAUUGAGGAUAAAAGGGUAUUAUGGACGUACAAUGCUGGUCAUAUUCCUGAUGACACUUCAGCUUCUUGCAAUUCUCUUCAAAAAGUAAUGUCACCUACUUCGCCCACAUCUAUAUCGUCAUCUUUAAUGUCAUCGCCGUCUGAUCGAAGACGUCCCGCUAAAGGAUCUUAUCGUGGCAACAGUCAUCCAAAUAGCAGUCAUUCGAAUAUAUCAAGUCCAGAUUUUCAAGAUACAGCAGAUUCAGAUUUCUUAAUUAACUCACGGGAAUUAGAAGUGUCAGAUCCUAGUGAUAGUGAUUCAACUAUUGUAGCGAGCGAGCCAAAGAUUCGAAAACGCUCUACUGAAGGACAGUACUCAUAUGAUACUCAUAACGAUCAUCGAAUCGUUAUUCAGGUAAAAGGCCCAGAUAAAACCAAUUUAGUCAAAGACACUGAAAACAACAAUAGAUACUACAAUGAUAAAGAAAACAUUAACAACAAUGAAAAUCAAGAUUUUAAAGUUUGUGGCAUUUUAUAUUUAUAAUUUCUUGUUUUCAGAAUUUAUUUUAAUUAUUUAUUUAGGAUGAAGAAGAUGUUCAACAUUUAUUAGCAUUAAUGGAAGGUGCUGCUCAGUUGGCAAAUUCUGUUACCAACAACGAUGACCACUGGACACUAAAUGAAGAUGUAGAUUCUGAUAGUUUACAUAGUUUUCAUUAUUCUCCGAAAGGUGUAGAUAUGCCAUCAGCAGUAAGACUAGCAAAACGUUUAUUUUAUUUGGAAGGUUUUAAAAAGAGUGAUGUGUCAAGACAUUUAAGUAAAAAGUAUUAAUGAUAAAAAAUCUUAUUUUAUUCUGUGAUUAAUUAAAACUAUUUUAUUUCAGUAAUGAGUUUAGUAGAGCUGUAGCAGAAGAAUAUUUGAAAUAUUUUGAUUUCAAAGGCAAUUCAUUAGACUUAGCGUUAAGACAAUUUUUAAAACAAUUUAGUUUGACUGGAGAAACUCAAGAAAGAGAAAGGGUAUUAGUUCAUUUUUCCAAAAGAUUUUUGGACUGCAAUCCUCAAUGUUUUAAUUCUCCUGGUAAUAUUUUAUUAUAUUGCUAUUAUCUUAUGAAUGUGUAGUCUUUAAUUAAUAACUAAGUAAUUUUUACUUUUAUUGUGUAAGAUUAUGAUAAGAUUUAUAAUUUAAUGUAUUAAUUAAAUUAAAGUAGGUUAUCCUCAUAGAUAUACAAAACUGUAUUUGCUGUUGUGUGGACAUUUAGAGUCUAUUAAAUUGUAUUUUGUUUUCAAAUAAUAUAUAUAACUAAGAUUUUAUGUAUUCAUUUAAUAGUUUAAGAAUAAUUAAUUUAUAUUAUAUUACUGAAUUUUUCGUAUUUAAAUAUUUAUCAAUAGUAUUUGCACCAAUUUAUGAUUAUAAUUUCUUCUGUUUGAAUAAGUAUAUUAACUUGUUUUAAUAAUUAACUGUUGAUACAUUUUUAGAUGCAGUUCAUACAUUAACAUGUGCCAUUAUGCUACUAAAUACAGAUUUACAUGGGCAUAUGAUAGGACGUAAAAUGACAUGUAAUGAAUUUAUCGAAAACCUUGCUGGUCUAAAUGAUAAUGAACAUUUUCCCCGAGACAUUCUUAAACAAUUAUACAUGGCUAUUAAGUCUAAUCCACUUGAAUGGGCCAGGUAAAAUAACUUGUGCACGUGUAAAAUUAUUAUUCUACUAAACAAUGUUUUUUUAGCGAUGAUGAUUUAGAUGACAAUCAGCAAAAAAAUGCUAAUGCUAGUCAACCGGUUGAUGGUCUUGGAAAUAAAAUCGCCAGCCAAAUGGGCAAAAGUGGAAGUUAUGAUGAAAACGUCAUGACCCAGGCUUUGGAAUACAAAAAAGGUUAUGUAAUGAGAAAAUGCUGUAUGGAAGCUAAUGGAAAAAAAAGUAUGAACAAUUAAAAAUUUUAUUUAUCAGUAAUUAUAUUUGAUUGUUUUUUGAUAUAAUAGCUGCAAGAGGAAAACGUAGUUGGAAGAUGUAUUUUUGUACACUACGUGAUCUAAUACUUUAUCUACAUAAAGAUGAUUCUGGAUUUCGAAAAUCUCAAAUUAGCGAUAAUAUACAUAAUGCAAUUCAUAUUCAUCAUGGUUUAGCGACAAAAGCAACAGACUAUACCAAAAAACAGCAUGUGUUUAGACUGGUUACAGCUGAUCAAGCAGAGUAUUUGUUUCAAACCAGGUACUUAAUAAUUUUACAUUGAUUUUCCGUUUAAAACUGAGUUUAUAUGCUAUUUUACUUCCUUAGCGAUCCCAAAGAAUUAGACUCGUGGAUAAACACAAUAAACUUUGUAUGUGCUAGUUUUUCUGCACCCCGAUUACCGAGUGCUGUUGGAAACCAAAAAAAAUUUCAACGACCAUUAUUACCAUCAGCUCCUACAAAAUUAAAUUUGGUUUGAAAAUUACUAAUAGUAUUAUUAUGUAUAAAAAUAUAAUUUUAUAAAAUUUGUGUUUACAGCGAGAACAACUUCGUGAACAUGAAGAUACUUUGCGUCAACUAGAAGUGGAGCUUGAUAUCCACAAAAAGAAGCCACCAGAACGCGGAUCUAAAAAUAUUACAUUACAAUUUUAUAAAGAAAAAGAAGUUCACUUAUUUGAUGAAGUAUUUUUAAUUUAUAUAUACAUUAUGCUUAUUUAAAUACUAAGGUUUUUUUUUUUUUUUUUUAAGGUAAAGCGUUAUAAAACGUAUGUCUACCUUUUAAAAUCUAAAAUGAUUCAACAUUCAGAAUAUGACUCGAGUACUGCUUUAAUGGAGACUGAUGAUGAAGCAGAAGUAGUUUCUGCUGAUGACAAAAACUGCUCGUUACCCGUUUCAAACAGGUACAGUUAUAAUGCAGCUAUUUAUUCUACAAUGACAUCAAAUUAAUGUAUUAUAUUAUAAAUCUUAUUAGUAUGCUCAAUUUGGUGAUUUUAUUAUUAAUAACUGUUGGUUUUGGAUAGAGUUGCCAGGUGCAGGGAAACAAUAUUUUUUUUAGAAAAUUGCAGAGAUCAAAUUAUAUUAGGUUCUAUAUAUGCAAGUUUGGUACAUAAUUUCUGAAUAACACUUAUAUUGAUUAACUUUUUUACAUUAUGUUUGAAUUUUCAAGCUCAUACUAAUUGGCUUUUGCUUUAUUUGUUUAAUAUAAAUAAUGCCUCAGUUUUACAAUUUUAAAUAUAUUAAACUACAAUUUUUUUAAAAGUACCUUAUAAUAAAUAAUCAUUAUAAAUUGUCCAUAAUUUACUAAUUUUUAUAAUUAUUAUGUAUAGAUUGAAUAUUUUUAAAAUUGUAUAACAAAUGUUUAUUAUUUCUAAUUCGAGUUCAAGUUAUCAAUACACUUAUUUAUUUCAAAGAAAUGGUUUUAUAUUUAUAAAUAAUACAAACUACCAUUUAAUAAGAAAAAAUUAAAUAAUUAUCCUCAGAUUAAUCAAAUAUUUUAUAUUUUUAAUAUUAAACUAAUUGACCAUAUAUUAUCAUAAAAAAAAAACUUUAACUGUUAGUUGUUAGUAUCAUAGUUACAUAGUAUGAAAAGCCCGCGAUUUGAUUUAAAAAAGAACUUUAAUUUUAUAGAUAAUUUUAAAACUACAAAUUUGUUCCAAAUUUAUUAUAUUUUUCCUUUAUUUACAUCCCUAUUUGUUUGAUUUAAAAUGGUAGCAUGUGCUAUGUUUAUUAUAUUUUUGCAAUUUUGCUAUUAAAUAUAUUUAUCAAUGUAUUAUACAUUCAAUGAAUAGUAGGUUUUCAACUAACAUUUCUUAGACAAUUGAAAUACGAAUAAAUAAUGGUUUUAUUUUUUUUUUAUUAGAAAAUAAGUGCUUUAAUUAAUAUGUUAAAAACACUACACAGCAAUGAUUGAUUAUCACAAAGAAUUUGCACCAACAAUUCUAUUUUGAAUUUUAUACAACACAUUAACAUUUUUUUAGUAACAACUGUAUGACUAUUAUACUAUUACUGUUUUUACUAUUACUAUUAUUUUAUUUUAUGAAUGUUUUGUGUUUAUGCAUGGUAAAGGAGUAUCGAUGCUUGAAGCUGCAAAAAUGCCACCGGACUUCCAAGACAUUGUCACCUGGCUGUGUAGUUAAUUUUUAUUAUUUAUUUUAUUUACCGUUUUUUAUUUUAAUCCUAUUAUUUAUGGUUAUCCUUAAUAUUUGAUGAUGUAAAUGAUUCCUAAUCAAAAGUAUAGGCUGUAUAACUCAGAUGGUACUUACAUAUAUAUAUGUAAGUAAACACUUAUUUAUUGAAUUUGAAUUUGUUUAUUUAAAACAUAAUUAUUUUGCAUAUAACUAAAUUAAUAUUUGCAUAAAAAAUUCAAUUUAUUUUUUAACUAUUAUGUAACUCAUUGGACAUUGGUACAUUCUGUGAAUUUAUAAAAUUGAAUUGUUGAUUUCUAUUUAAAAUACUGUAUUACAUUUUGCUUUGUUUGAUAUUUAUUUAAUUCAAAUAAUUAUAAAAUGUUACUCUACUCUGCAUUCGACACACUAAUAAUAUUUUUAAAAAACUGAAAAAAUUGGCUAAUAUUUUCCUGUUUAUUUUAAUAAACCAACUUAAAAUAAUAUUGACAUAGUGAUAUAAAUGUAAAAUGUAUUUAUUUGAAAAAUAUAAAAUUAUUAUUAACAUCACUCAUAAUUGUGAAUUUAAAAUUUCAUUCCUCCCUCCUUAUAAGCUUAUUAUUUUAAAUUAUUUUACAAUGUGCCAAAUUACCCUUAAUUAUUUAACUUGUGUGAACUAUGUUGAAUACCAUCUUGAUUAAUAUUUUAUAUUUAUUUUCAAUGUACGAUUUAAUCAUUUAUCAUGAGUGUAUAACCCGAUUUUGUUUAAAUAAAAUUAAUGUGUUUACUAAAUUAUCUUUUAUAAAAAGCUAUUUGUUUUUUAAUAAUAAAAUUGUAAAUUAACUUUAACCACAUAGGUUACUUAUUUUAUUAUUCUUAAAUAAUAUUGAUCAUCUAUUGUUGUAUGUUUGUCAUACUAAUUGUAUGAUGUACAAUUUUGUAAUUAUUUAACAUUAACAAAAAGCUUCACUACUUAUUAUCAAUAAUAAAAUAUACCAAAAUAAACCACUUCUUUAUGCUAUUAAGUAAUGUGUUAACCAAACAACCAAACAUGUGAAUAUUGUUAUGUAGUAUUAUUACUAUAAAUCACUUAUUGUUGUUUUUUUUUUUUUGUUAUAAAAUUGUUGUGUACCACUUAUUUUUGAGUAUACGGAUAUAAUUUAAUUAGUAAAACAUCAGAUAUAAAUAUAAUGUACUUGAACAGAAUAUUCAAUCAAAAUUAAUUUGUCUAAAUUAAAUUUUAAACUAUUAACUUAAUAUAUAUAUAUAAAUAAUAUCCGUAUGAUUUGAAAUUUGUCCAGUAUUAGUAGAUUACAAUUUUUUUUUUUGUUUGUUAUUUUUCUUUUACAAUUAAUUGAAUGUGCAAUAAUUAAGAUGAAAAAAUAAUUUUAUUUCCAGUUUGCUUUGAACAAAGGUUUUACUUUUAUGAUUGUUUGUUCCACUGGUUGUGUUCAUCUUUAAGUAAAUUAACUUAAACAUGGCUUUAUUAAAACUGAUUUGUUUAUUUAAUUUUGAAAUUUAAAAGUAUCUAGUCCAUUUUGUAAUAAAAUAUUUAUUAUAUUAAAAAUAAUAUAAACCACAUGUACUAUGAUGUAUAUUAUUAAAAAAGCUACUGUAUAAGUGCAAAAUAUAAACAGACUAUUUAUUAUUUAUUAUUAAUUAGAUUUAAUUCAAAUUUAUACAUAUAUAUAUAUAUAUAUGAAAUGUAUAUUGUUUAUUAUAUAUAUCUGAGAGUUGCAUGUUUUUUUAAAAUGUUCAUGAUCGAUCAAGUUAUAAUAUUAAUAUAAAAUAAAACAAAAUUAUAUAUUAACUAUGUAUUAUUCUUAUUGUAACAAAUGUAUAUUGUCCUUCGAAUGAUUUAUCGAACAUUAUAUUUCACUAAUUAUUUUUUAAUAUUUAUCCAAUCAUCAAUUGAAUGCAGUAGCUGCUUAACAAGAUAUAAAAUGAUAAAUCUGUUCAUAGUAGAGAAUAAUUAAUGUUGUCUAUCUGGGUCCAUCCCUGAUGCAGAUCAGAUUAAUUACUCUGGGAAAACAAACCAGUUGCCAUUAUAAUUUAUGUAUGUAUGUAUACCUAUAUGGAAUUUUUUAAAUACUUUAAAUCGGCAAAUGUAAUUAUCUAAUCUUUAUCUUUUUAUAUAUUACGUAUGAUAAUUUUAUGCCAAAACAUGUUAGAAAUAAUUCUAUUUUUAAA
Molecule: messenger RNA, 9602 nt
Organism: Cinara cedri
Lineage: Eukaryota; Metazoa; Arthropoda; Insecta; Hemiptera; Aphididae
Source: the annotation of a GenBank genome assembly